Molecule: messenger RNA, 630 nt
Organism: Necator americanus (New World hookworm)
Lineage: Eukaryota; Metazoa; Nematoda; Chromadorea; Rhabditida; Ancylostomatidae
Exons: 2
Coding region: 1-630 (209 amino acids)
Source: RefSeq, a predicted model, not a curated record
AUGGCGACCGGAGCUGGAGGAAGUGGUCCGCAACGAGAAGUCCUUCUACAAAUUCGUUGUCGGAGACUUCAUGGCAAAACUAGGAAAGCCGUCAGGGAAGCUACGGACCAAGUGACGAACCAAAAUCUUCGUGCCCAUCUGUUCGACUCGACAGUUCUUGCAGCGCUCUGUUACGCAGCGGAGACGUGGGCAGACCUCGCUGUUACGUCUAGGAAGCUACUUACUACCCACAGAGCCCUUGAGAGAUGUCUCUUGAAGUUUAACCGGCGCACACAACACCUAGCCGGUCUUCGUAGCUCGACAUUAAGAGGAAUGUCCCGUCUUCGCGACCCAGCGGAAUAUGUAUCGAAAGCAAAACAUAGAUGGGCCGGUCACAUCAUGAGAAGAAUCGACGAUAGAUGGACUAAAAGAACGCUAGAGUGGAUCCCAAGGAACGCUAAACGCCCCCAAGGGAGACCGCCAACGAGAUGGGGUGACGUGUUUGCUACACGGAUGGACCAGUUGAGAGCACAGCUGGAUACGGCUCAACGACCUCGUCAACGUCACUCACGAAACUUGAGAACAUCUUGGAUGACAAUGGCGAGGGAACGAAACGAGUGGAAGAGAUGCUGGGGCCCACUUGUCCAGUGA